CACAUAGUCAAAUUCCUGCAGAAACUGUUGUUCUCUAUAUCGCCAUGGCCGAUGAUUCAAACGAGAACAAAACCACUAUACGGAUUCUAUGUCGCAAACUUCUGCUGAUCACAAAAUCCGAAUCAGGAAUACAAUGGCUGAUUGGUUCCCCGUUUCUUCCUACGUUCACCAUCGUCUCAACCUUCAGAUGCAUCAACACCCUUACUUCCGAUCCCCUAUCCCCGGAUUUUUCCAAAGAAUCAGAUGAUAUGCGGGCAUUGUUACCAAGGGGAUUCGAGGUAAUCGGAUCUCUGAUUGUUAGUACCAGCAACCCAAAUGUGGAAGGGUCUGCCCGGGAUGCUAUAGAUGCCUCAGAUCAUCCGGAGAAGUAUGUUUGGGAGAGAGGUUGUAUACUGCACUGUGAACUUCCAAUCAAGUUGCCAGUGUAUUAUUCUGUAAAGGAUCCAAAAGAUGCAGAAAACAUGCUAAAGCGUGCAACUGAGGCUGUUGCAGCCAAAUUUAGAGACCCUAAAACUACAUACGUGCUAGAAACAGUCGAUGAAUCCAUGACUGAAGCAUUACAGCCUAUAAUUAUUCAGAACAGGGAUUAUGAUCUUGAGGAUACCUCUCAAAAAUCUAAUACAAAGUCUUUAUUGUGCUCACACUUUUGUUUUGAAGAUAGGAAACACAAAUCUCCUUCAGUGGAGAAUGCAGAUAAAAUCCAAGUAAGCUUGUUUCUUGCUACAUCAGGACCCUCUGUAAAACCUCCUGCCCCUUGUGCUGAAUAUAUUCCAGGUGAAGCCAAGCUUCUGGUUGUUGAGUAUAAAGUAAAAGUUAUCUGUUAUGCAACAAAGGAUCUUCUUCUGAUGGAUGCAAUUUCAAAAUUAAUUAUUCCUGGGUUAGUUGACCAGUUACAUACUAUGAAGAACAUGACCUUACCCAAUCUAUUAUCUCAGCACCCAAAGCUACAUCCACAUCACUUCAUUCCUCCAGGAUUCCUGCAUCCAAUAACUGCCAUUUAUGAUUCACUUUAUGGCGAAACAGAAAUGAAGCAAGUUGAAAUCAGAAAAUGUCUUCAUAUGAGGCUGGGAUUACCUUUAGAUCGUCCUCUUUUGAGAAUUGCAAGUGCCAUUGACUUGUUGACUGCAAAAGAAGGUGCAAGUGGCAACAUCUUGCGGAAAGGAACUCCUCUGCUUAAGGAUGUGCACAUUGGGAUCCCAAGUAGUGGAGUUCAUGGUGGAGUUGUAUCUCUGGUUCAAGGCUCUUAUGAGUACUAUCAUUACCUUCAAGAUGGCUUUGAUGACUCGGGGUGGGGUUGUGCUUAUCGCUCUUUACAGACCAUAGUUUCAUGGUUUAAAAUCCAACAAUACACAGCUAUUCAUGUUCCUUCACACCGUGAAAUACAAGAGUCACUUGUGGAAAUUGGAGAUAAAGACGCUUCAUUUAUCGGGUCACGUGACUGGAUUGGUGCCAUUGAACUAAGCUUUGUUUUGGACAAAUUACUCGGUGUAAGCUGCAAGGUCAUAAAUGUCAGAUCUGGAGACGAAUUACCCGAAAAAUGUAGAGAACUAGCUAUGCAUUUUGAGACCCAAGGAACACCCAUCAUGAUAGGUGGCGGGGUUCUUGCGUAUACCCUUUUGGGAGUGGAUUAUAAUGAAGCAAGUGGAGAUUGUGCAUUUUUGAUACUUGAUCCUCAUUACACGGGAAGUGAUGAUAUAAAGAAAAUAGUGAAUGGUGGCUGGUGUGGAUGGAAGAAAGCGGUUGACAGCAAGGGCAAACAUUUCUUCUUGCACAAUAAGUUCUACAAUCUCUUGCUACCACAAAGGCCAAACAUGGUAUGAAUUAUUAUUGAUUAGGCCAUAUUCCAAAAAUACCCCUCUUUUUUCUUUGCUUUGUUUCUCCAGAAAAGGCUUGUUUUAGUCAUUUCCUGUUAGAAAGUGUAUGUUGUUUUCAGCCCGUGGGUUAUAUUUGUAUGGGUGUUGUUGUUUGAGUAAGAAAGACGAAAAUGCCCCUCCUGAAAUGAAGAAUUAUGAAUAUGUUGCAUUUUUGUUUUUGUUUAAUAUGUAUGACCCC
Molecule: messenger RNA, 2052 nt
Organism: Lactuca virosa
Lineage: Eukaryota; Viridiplantae; Streptophyta; Magnoliopsida; Asterales; Asteraceae
Source: the annotation of a GenBank genome assembly